Molecule: messenger RNA, 1044 nt
Organism: Aspergillus clavatus NRRL 1
Lineage: Eukaryota; Fungi; Ascomycota; Eurotiomycetes; Eurotiales; Aspergillaceae
Product: recombinase RAD51
Exons: 4
Coding region: 1-1044 (347 amino acids)
Biological process (GO): DNA recombinase assembly; mitotic recombination; chromosome organization involved in meiotic cell cycle
Cellular component (GO): condensed nuclear chromosome
Molecular function (GO): ATP-dependent DNA damage sensor activity; double-stranded DNA binding; DNA strand exchange activity
Source: RefSeq, a predicted model, not a curated record
AUGACUGCUGAUACGGAGACUCAAGAAUAUGAUGAGAGUGGAUUACCGGGUCCAGGAGCACCCACCCCGCUCUCGGCUUUGGAGGGUGUUGCGGGAUUGACAAGCAGAGAUAUCAAGUUGUUUGUUGAUGCAGGGUAUCACACCGUCGAGUCGAUUGCAUAUACGCCGAGAAGAUUGCUGGAACAAAUCAAAGGCAUCUCAGAGCAGAAGGCAACGAAAAUCCUAGUUGAGGCUGCGAAACUCGUACCGAUGGGAUUCACGACUGCCACAGAAAUGCAUGCGCGACGCAGUGAACUGAUAUCGAUCACAACUGGCUCCAAGCAGCUGGAUACCCUGCUGGGCGGUGGGAUAGAAACGGGCUCAAUUACCGAGAUCUUCGGCGAGUUCCGAACGGGGAAAAGUCAGAUAUGUCAUACCCUCGCCGUUACCUGCCAGCUACCAUUCGACAUGGGUGGAGGCGAAGGGAAGUGUCUUUACAUUGAUACGGAGGGAACUUUCCGUCCCGUGCGUCUCCUUGCAGUCGCCCAGCGCUAUGGACUAGUUGGCGAAGAGGUCCUGGACAAUGUUGCGUAUGCGCGGGCCUACAACUCGGAUCAUCAACUGCAGCUUCUGAACCAGGCGUCUCAGAUGAUGUGCGAGACGCGCUUUUCCCUUCUCGUUGUCGACUCUGCCACUUCCCUGUACCGGACGGACUUCAACGGUCGUGGUGAGCUAUCUUCCAGACAAACGCAUCUUGCCAAGUUUAUGCGAACCCUGCAGCGACUUGCAGAUGAAUUUGGUAUCGCUGUUGUCAUUACAAAUCAGGUGGUUGCCCAGGUUGAUGGUGGUCCAAGUGCGAUGUUCAACCCCGACCCCAAGAAGCCCAUUGGAGGUAACAUCAUUGCGCACGCCAGUACGACCAGAUUGAGCUUGAAGAAGGGGAGAGGGGAAACGAGAGUGUGCAAGAUCUAUGAUAGUCCGUGUCUACCUGAAAGCGACUGCCUCUUUGCUAUCAAUGAGGAUGGUAUAGGAGACCCAAGUCCCAAGGACCUAGAGAACGAUUAG